This is a messenger RNA of Tachyglossus aculeatus (Australian echidna), 2232 nucleotides long. Its product is annotated as small nuclear ribonucleoprotein Sm D1. Gene Ontology annotation, molecular function: RNA binding. The coding region runs from base 221 to 634 and encodes 137 amino acids. The transcript has 5 exons. Gene Ontology annotation, biological process: RNA processing; spliceosomal snRNP assembly. The record is from RefSeq and is a predicted model, not a curated record. Gene Ontology annotation, cellular component: spliceosomal tri-snRNP complex; pICln-Sm protein complex; U5 snRNP. Lineage: Eukaryota; Metazoa; Chordata; Mammalia; Monotremata; Tachyglossidae.
GGCCAGCUGACGUCGCCACUGCGCCUGCGCAGCCCGCUCGCCUCACCCGACAGGGCCAGCUGACGAUGGCCGCCGUCGCCACUGCGCCUGCGCAGCCCGCUCGCCUCACCUGACAGGGCCUGGUGAAGAUGGACGACGUCGUCGCCUGUCAGGCCCGUCGCUCUCCUCACACUUAGUACGGUAAGCGCUCAAUAAAUACUACUGCUGGAUCGACUGAUGGAUGAUCUACUCGCUCAUUUCCCCACACCCUCUCCCCACCGAAUUUGAACCGCAAAUCUCUCCGAGGACGUUUUUGAUGAAGCUGAGUCACGAAACUGUCACCAUUGAACUGAAGAAUGGAACGCAGGUCCAUGGAACAAUCACAGGUGUAGACGUCAGCAUGAACACUCACCUAAAAGCUGUGAAAAUGACACUGAAAAACAGAGAACCCGUUCAGCUGGAGACUUUAAGCAUUCGAGGCAACAACAUUCGCUACUUCAUCCUGCCAGACAGCUUACCUCUGGAUACCCUCCUUGUAGAUGUCGAACCCAAAGUGAAGUCCAAGAAAAGGGAAGCUGUUGCGGGAAGAGGCCGCGGUCGCGGUCGCGGCCGGGGCCGGGGCCGAGGCCGAGGAAGAGGAGGUCCCAGGCGGUAAAGUCACCCAAGAACGCUUGUUACAAAAUGCCAGGAGAGUCGGGAUAUUUUUUGUACAGGUUUUGUUUACAGUGUCAAUUUUUAAUAAACACCGAUGUUGGAAAAGUCGUUCGGUAGAUCAUGGUAGUGUCUUAGCCUUCCCCUAUGUACUCAUUUAAAUCCCCAAGUGGGAAAGUAGGCUAUUACUACAAACCGACCUGAAACUAGAAUUGAGUUAGCGUUCUUGCCUUUUUUUUCCCUGUUUGAUUAGCUACGUUGGUAAAAAGCCUUACAUUGUGAGCCGUUUUAAUGAUUAAGUCCCUUCCCUUUUGAAUGUCAUAAGGAGACCAACGUCUUCUGCCUAAGGAAUGAAUGCCCAUAUGAAUUUUAACAGAAGACUAUUUUAAAAGAAAUCGAGUUUAAUGCCCAAUUUUCAGAAGGGCCCAGAAUCCAAGAAAAUGCAGCUACCAACUCAAAAAUCCUUAUUACGCAUGUGAAAGAUAUCUUUUAAACCUGUUAGUGACCUUAUCAAGUAUGUUCGUUGUAACUUUUUUAGAAGUUGGUUUGUCUCUUAAGGCUCAUUUUUUUAUUCCCUUAAUUUUAAGCAGGAAAAAUUGCCUAAUUUUCUUUUAGUCCUCAGAAUUUUUAAUCAAGGCCGUACUUUUUGUUGUAGCGCUGAAGUAGGAAAAACGGCUAAACGUUUAAUUAUGUAAAAACAGAUACAGACCAGCUCUACGUUUUUUAAACAUUUGACUGUAUUUUACAAUUUAAAGACAAAUGAUCUUGCAGGCUCGUUUUAGAAGGACUUUAUUAUCGUGGUAACUGGGAGAGGGUAAAAAUGGUUGUUGAAGAUCAAGGGACAGGAAUUAUGCCAGCCAGGUACCCAGUUCAGUUACUGAUUUUUAAAAAUAUAUUUUCUCUGAAAUGCUUUCCUCUGUUUCCCCAAGGAUUAAGUAGAGGGCCACGUGGCUCUGAGAACAUUACUUGAACUGGGAAUUAAAAGCAUUUAGGAUUUUUUGGGGUAGCAGCAAAACCAAAAACUCCGUAUUUUAAACCCCUGCGCAUUUUAAGUACUUUGAGAAGUGAGAACAUGUAUGCCCCAAUUGAUGGGCCCUUUUCUCAGUUCAGAAAGUCAAUAAAUCAGUUGCCAGUAUCCAGGAACUGCCAGUAUACGAUUUGAAUAAGCUUCUGCCAUCUGUUAUUGAAAGCAGAAAUAAGGCGGCUAGUUAAAAACCUCCCUUAGGGAAUUUAGGCUGAAUUAAUGAUAAAGCGUUGACUAAUUAACUUGACCUUGCAGCGUAGGCUAACUAGUCUGAUAGAUCUUUUUUUUCGCUCUCCUUAGAUGUUGAAUUCCAUCUUUUUGAAGGCAGUUUUUCAUAAAAAGAUUUAAAAUUGUAAAAGCCAACAGAUUUUCACCAAGACCAAACCCCUUCCCUGUUGAGUCGAGUGUGAGGUACAGGAGACGCACCCCCCCCAUGUAGCAGUUAUGUGAAAUUAAGGUUUAAAGGUAUCUGGCACCCCUUUUAUUUGCAUGUUUGAGCUAUUGUCUGUGUAAUUGAAGCUUUUAUACUUAAUUUGGAUUUGCUUCCAUUAAAAAGACAUUGAAUUUUUAUUUCAAAA